AUGAAGUCGAUGGAGUGCAUAUGGCGGCUGCUCUGCCGCCGCUGCUGCAGCCGCCUCAGCCACCUCAGCCACCGCUUUGUCUCCGCUACUGCACACAACCCGGGCCGCCUCGCGCACUCCCCGACGCCCCAAGCCCCCGAGGCCUCCGCGGCGCAUUCGGCCAAUCACAGAGCCGCAGCUCCUCCCGCCCCCGCCCUGAUGCGACGCCUCCUGAUUGGCGGACUCGAAGAAGCCCUGGCGCGCCCUCCCCCCCUCCCCGGUCUGGUAGGGCGAAGGAGCGGGCGCGCGGUCGAUCGAGCGAUCGGUUGGCGGCUCUUUCUCCUGCUCUGGCAUCCAGCUCUUGGGGCGCAGGCCCGGCCGCCGCGGCGCGCGCCCGGUGGCCGUUGGCGCUCGCGCCGCGUCUUUCUUCUCGUACGCAGAACUCGGGCGGCGGCCUAUGCGUUUGCGAUUCGACGAGGAGUCGUCCGGGUGGUCGGCGGCGGCGGGCAACUGCUCCGCCCCGCUCCCGGGGAGGCGGCGGCGGCGGCGGGAUUUGGCGCGGCCGGGGAGGCGGGGGUGGCCGGGGCCGGCCUGGAGGCCUGGCGCCACCCUUCGGGGCCUGCAAGGACCCAAUUGGGGGGGCAAGAGGGCGCUGGGGGAUGGUUGGUGGUGGGCUUUCUACUUUGCCUUUUCCUCCUUAUGCCCCCUUAGUGAGGGGCGGGAGCUCUGGCGGCAGCUCCGGGGUGGGGAGACAAGCCCCGGAGUCGGAAGAGCUGGGUUUGCUUCCGGGCCUAGCCACCAGCUGGCCGAGUGACCUUAGGCAAAUCACUCUGUAAUUUGUCGGCGCCUCAGUUUCCUCCUCUGCCUAUCAAUGUUUGUGGGGUUGAAAGCGCUUUGUAACGUAUAAAGCGUCGGUGUACGGAAGGGAUGAUUAUUGUUUGUAAUGGGGUUUUUUUUGAGUUGUAAGAAAAGUUAGCAAUUGCCCAGUUCUUGAAUUUUGGAACCUGGGAACCUUGGAUUGAAGUUGGAGAUCCCCCAAACUCCCCGAAAUUGUAUGUAGAAAUAGUGGGAGUGUGCAUUUUGGGGACUGAGGAUCCAUCGCCAGCAAGUUAUCAACGGGGGCUGUAACCCAGAAAAGUUAAGAACUACAAUUGUUUUAUGCCACAGGGAGGAAAUUGAGGCCUAGAUGUCAUUUGGGACCCUUCACAACCGAUUUGAAGCCCCUGUUUGAAUCCCUGGGAUAUGUGAGCUGUUUCUAUGCAUAAUGGAUAUUUGGGGUAACAACGCUCCAUUGCUUGGCUUCUAUUCUGAGUCCUUUCCCUUUACCAUGGGGUGCCUGAAGGGUGGCUGACAACGUUGGUAUGGUUCAAUGGCACCCAACAUAAAGCAGCUAAAACGAGAAAUGAGUGUGUUCUCUAGUAUCAAGAAGCCUGUUGAAGCUUUGGCCCAGCAAUUCUUAGUGUUCUGCUGCUUAUACUGGUACCUGACUACCUGUCUCUUUCAUUGACCAUUUUCCACAACCAUGGUUGCCAUCCAUUACUUGCUUCUAUUUUAUAUCCUUAGUCUGUGCGGUUGGUAGUGAGCAGGCUUAUUUUUAAAUGGUGCUGCCGAGUCCAGCUAAUUAAUGGUGCAGGUGGAUUUUUAGCAAGCUGGCUCACUGGUACACAGACUAAACCAGGCCUGGAAUUCCUGAAGAUGUUUGGGGGUUUAUCUUUAUUAAUUGAAGGUUAACACUCUCUGAAGAGUUUUGUUAUGACUUCUGCUGAACUUCAAAAUCAGUAGAUUUGGAAGUGUUUCAAUGCUUAACUUUUUUUCUGGCCUGCUUUGUAUUCUCUUUGCUUGCAAGUGUGUUACUAAGAUGGCCAAAAUGCCAGUUAUUGCUUCUUUGUUAAUUGUCAGCUGCUUUUAUCAAAUUCCAGGCCAUUGUCCAGCAAACACUAUAGAAAUGUUUGAACAGUUGGAUUUCAAACAUUUUAAUUUUGUGGAGUGGUGCUUACCAGUGGUACAGCUCUAAGCAAGUGAACAUAAACACAUUUAAGUGUAUUUUGUCUGGUUAGGUGUUUACCUGUUUUGCUAUUUCAUACAAAUGUCUGAGAAAAUCAGUUGACUAUUCCUUUUACCUAAAGGGCAAAGACAAAUGAUCUCACUUCCAGAGAAAUGACUGUUUUGGAGAAAAAUGUGUUGGUCUUUUAGCUCUUUUGUUAUUAUCUGGAUGUACCUCAAAAGAAUCUUAAGACUGUGGUGAUCUUAUAAGAUGCUUUCCUCGGGAGAAAGGAGGAAAAAAAACAACUGGAACUCAAAGCUUGAAAUUCUGUGACAAAACAUGAGAUGUCCAGGAUAGGAGGCCGAAAAGGUUUCACUACAGUGUUCUGCACUAGCUGGAGCAGAUGCUUUUCUGCGGAGCCACGGCAUGGCCUCCAGAUUUCCAGAUUUUCAACACUUGGGACCUGAAGAGUGUGUCAGGAUGUGACAGGAACUCUGGAGCUGAAUAUUUUUGGUUUUGAAUUUGGGGGCUGUUGACCUUGCUUUGAGAAGAGACAGCAACUGAGCAAGCGCUGCCACCAGCACCAUUACUGGGAAUUUGAAGACCUGAGUUUCUGCCAGACCUUCAGUGCAAACUCUAGCAACACUCCAUCAAAAGUGAACUACGUCCUGUGCCUCCUGAUUGCUGAGUGUUCACCUGGACCUUCUGACUACCUUCCUUGUACUGUUCCAUCAGCCUACAGAUCUGGUACCUGGAUUUUUGCCCUUGGUGAUUUCCUUCACCUUACUGCUGAAGAAGACACCAUUCCAGUGGGCCACUGUGAUCCAAGAGGCAUUCAACCAUCAUGAUGUGGCCUUCACCUCCACUCCUGUCCUGUUCCACCCAGAUUCAGCACAGCCCUUUAUAGUGAAGUCAAACUGUUUAAGUCAAGUAGCUGAAGCUAUUUUAUCACAACAAAGGCCCAAUUUGUUCCUUGAUUGUGCAUUUCAUUUCUUCAGUUAAAGCCUUCAGAGACACAUAAUAAAUUUGGACCAGAGGAUUUUUAGUUAUCAACACUGAAGAAUGACAACAUCUUUUCAAGAACGGCAUUGGACCAUACCCCACAAUUUCAAAUGAUUGAAAUUCAUGAAGUGUCUAGGAUCCUCUCCAGGUCACUGGAUCUUAUUCUUUUUCCACUUCAGGUCUAUAGUAGCCUACUGAAUAGAAAGCAGAUAUUCUGACCAGCAGAUAUUGGGAUUAAAACAAAGGCACAGUGAACUCACAGCAUCUUUGGGAUUACUCAGGAACCAGAACUUUUCACACAAAUUUAAGAAAUUCUGCCAAGGAAUCCCUUUAUCUAACAGCAUCUCACAAAGCUGCAGUCAGAUUCCAGAAAAGGCAUCUUGAUACAUCCAGGUAGAACCUAUAAUGGUAAUCCCUUAUGUUUAUAUAGCACUUUAUAGUUUCAAAGCACUUUUACAUGCAUUAAUCUCAAUUAUCAAAAUAACACAGUAAAUUAUAAUCCCUUUUUGCAAAUGAGGAAAUGGAAAUUUAAAAGGUUAUCCAAGGUGACACAGCUACAAAGUGGUAGAGGUCAGGCCUUCUGACUCCCAGUCCAGUUCUCUCCAUGGAAUUAACUUAGCUUCAACUUUACCUGCAGUGUUAAGAUGACUGGAGGUUGGUAACCCCAGAAAAGUUUUUAACUUCUGAUCUGGUACCCUCAGUCAGUCAGGAUGUCAUAAGUGUAAUCUUGUGAUGGCUGCACCUAGACCAGAAUUCCAUGGCAGUAUCCCUAAGGUUUAAGAGAGGACUGUCUCCAUAGUGGCAGAUUAUUCCAGUCAACAAGGCACACGUUCAUCUGACAAUAAGACUAUGUAACAUGAAACACAAAGCUACUUUUAGAUCUGUUGUUCCCAUGGUCUUCCCAAAUGGCCUAAUUGAUUGGAGAUCCCUGUUCAUGUUUUGUUCUCUUUUUUUUUUCCCUAGGUUUUACUAAUAACUCUUAGACACCAAGAUCUUAUCUAUGGUCCUCUACCCCCAAACAUGUACUUGACAUGAGUCCUACAUUUUUUUAGAGCAGUGCUGUUCAUAUAUGUGUGUAUGUAUAUUUGAUGCAUACUCAUAACAUGUAUACGUAGAGCUUCCAUAGUCCUGUAAGAUGGUAAAAUAUGUGUUCCCUCCCCUGAUUCAUUGUAGUGUAUUAAAGGAUCUCAGAAGGCUUGCGACAAAGAGCCUCAUUGAGCUGUUUAGCCCAGUGUGUCCUAAGUAUAAUCAAACACAGAAUGUUAUUGUUGCAGCAUUCCUUUAAACGGAAUGGGGAAACUGCUUUAAUGCAGUAUAGCCAGUACUGGAGACCCAGGAGUAAACAGCAUCUUUGAAGCCCCUCCCCCCAUUUCUGACUUUGUCAGUAACUGCUUGAAUUGGUAUGUCUUUAUCAUCUGAGAGUCCUACAUCUUGACCAUUACCUCUGUUUUUCUGUUAAAGGAACCGUUAGAAGAUCUGUGAGGAUAUAUGGGAAGGGAAUGGGGAAAAGUUAAUGUUGACCCCCAAAUUGGAUGAGUUCCAUGACAUUUAGCAAUAUACUUCUCUGUCCUUAGAAUUGUGCUGUAAAUCUAGCUCAAAGGCAUUGAGUCUCAGGUGGGUGAGGAGAUUGGGAAGGGAAGGGAGGAGGAGAAAGAUGGAAAAAAGGGGGAGGAGGGAUGAGAAGGAAAUAUUUUCUUAGAAUUUGAGUUGUGGCCCAUUGAGAUCUUACCAGUGCUUGAAGAGAAGUCCUCUAGCCAUGGACUUGGGAUAAUAUUUGCAAAGAAAUGGAAUGCAUUUUGCAGACGUAUGCUGACUGCAAAAAUCCAAUGCUGUUGUCACUUAAAACCAAUAGCCUGUUCUCUGAUAGUCACAAACCCAGUUUGAGGCCAUCAGAAUUUACAGCAAACUUGAAUGUUAACAUCAUUCUGUAAUGUGGCCCAUAUUAGGGAAAGAAUGACUAGGAAAACACCUUCUUGGCUUACCAUAGACUUUGCUCACAGUUUCUGGUUUCUGUGACCUAUUUUUUGUAUUUCAGCAUUUUGUGAACAACUUAUUCUUAGAUCAUUGGUUUUCCAAAGGCUUUGUGACCAUGAAGCCCUUUGGAUGAAAACUGUGUGGAAGCCCAGAGUAAAAGAGAAGCUGCUGUAGAUGAAGCAGGAGUGGGGGGCUUGAAACCUGCCACACAAGCAUCUUCCUUUACCACCAUGGUGACCCCUAAGGAGACUUCUUUACAACACCUAAAAUUCUUCAGAACACAGUUUGAAAACCACUGCCCUAGACAACAUGUGCAACCUGAAUGGCAUUCUGAUCUGUACCUCUACCCAAGCCAGUCCGUGUUCAGUUGAUGCUGCACAUUCUUAGGAAUACUUACCGUGGGCAGAAUCAGAAAAGUGCAAGAAGAUGGGCAUAUCUUUGCCCCCCCAGAGUAGUCAUGUGGGCCGAAAGUGGUAUCAAAUGGACCUAGAUUAGCAGCCCUGUACCCCCAGAUGGAUUUCAAGUCAGUGAUUCCUGGGAUUCAAUAUAGUCAGCAAUUCAUAUGUACUCCACACUGACACACCCCCUUACCCAGCCUCUUUAACAAACACCAGAUGCUCUAGCGGUACUUGAAAUAUGUAACUUUGAAGUCUUGAUCCUCCUUGGAUACCUGAAUCGCCAGGUAUUGAAGCUGGUACUAAAGUUGAUGAUGCCUCAUUGAGGCCAUAUUAGACCAACUUGUACAUUGGACCUCCCAUCAUCAGCCAUGGUACUUUACUUCGUGUGCAAGGGAUAACCAUUACCUAUGAAAGUAGAACUGAAAUUCUGGCAACAUUACCUAAAAGGGUACCUGGUUAUUCAUCUUAUUCUCAAAACUACCAGUCACUAUGACUCAACCAGUGGCAGUUACACUGCUUCUUGGUUAUUACUCAGUUUAACUGCUGUUUCCAGGAUAAAUGAGCUAAUAACCUUAAAAAAGUUUCCUCCAUCAUUGGCAUGUCUGCUCCACAAUUAUGAAUACUCUGCUCUAACUACAUGUAACACCUGAUCCACAAGAGACUAUUUUUGAAUAUCCUCUCUCAUGUAUGUGAUUUUAAAUGUGAUCUUUUGGAAAAUUUUCUUCUAACCAAUGAGAGGUGUUCUUUUAUGAUGGCUCUUUUGAUGUCUGGUACCAUCAACUGCAGGUGUUAGGGAUAUUUGGAGGUAGGCCUCUUGACCAGGCCAUGGUAGCUUGCUUGCUGGGCAUCUCAAGUUACAUAUCAUCUACCUUUUUGCUGGAAAUGUAGACUGACUUGAAAAUCUACAAAGCCUGCAGCUAAGAUUUUAUCAGUAGACUCAAGAGCUUCCUGCAGCUUCUUCCUAAUGUUACAAGACCAAUGUCUUGUCUUUGUGGAUGUUUUCAUGGAAUUUCAUCUGUCUCAGUACUGUUGUUUUAUACUGAUUCAGAGUGGCUGACUUCAUUCCUUGCUAUGAGAUACUCUCAGGCAUUAAGACACUUACCUGUUUCUGCAGGAUGGAUUCAGUUCGUGAACUCCCAGACCAGGUCAUGUCAAACAAGUAGACUUUAAUUUGUGUCGUGAGAAAAAUCUCAGUCCCUUACUUCACAAUCUACUUAAGGGCCAGCUGUCCUCAACUAUACUCUAAUGAAUGCACUGGUUAAAUGUUGGGAAUGGUUUCUUUGUAUCUUUUGUCUCUUAUUCUCUAGACUAACCCUGAUUACAUGACUCUGUCUACAAAUCAUCAAACAAGGCCUGUGCAUCCUCAACUAAUAAAAAUCUAAUGACUAGCUUGCUUGUAUAUACAACUAUUUGUUAAUAAGAAGUUAUCUACAAACUCCAUUUUUCUACUACCUUCAAAAUGUCAGCUCGAUUUUCUCUUCUGUACUUACAGAAAAAGACACUGAUCUACACUGCCAGUCAUUCCCUUUAAUCCUGUCAAAUGCAGUCAAAAUGAGGGGCUUAAGGUGAGGAUGAUCAUCUAUUCAAGAGUCUAAUGUACGCUGUGUAUAAGAAUUGAUGGUUGAAAAUGAAGAAAGCCUAAAACUCAAACCCAGGAUCUUAACUACUAUCUGCCUGCCUCAGAUCUCAAUCUAAGUCUUUCAGCAGCACCAUCCAACCAAUCUAAGGCCUUGUUUAUAAGCUGAUUCUCAGAGAUGGGCUGAGUUUCAGAAGAUGGAGACUUGAUUACCAAAGAGAGUAGGGCCAACCUUCAUGAACCUGGCUCUCCCAACCUUGUCAUUCCCAGAUGUAGCAUAGACUUCUCAACAGAACCUCAAGUCUGAAUUGAGAAUAUAGCCUUCUACUGAGCUGAAAGUUCUGGGGCAGAUAAACAGAAAAAUGAAAGCUGCUAUACCUGACUGGCCCUUUAAGAUCAGAAAAUGAUAUCCAGAGUAAACCCUAAGGAAUGACCCUGGAGUACUCAGGGUAAAAACUAAUUUACAGAGCUUCGAUAUCAAUCUACCCAUUUUCCCAGAUCACAUCCUGGCUAUUGGUGUGGCUAGCCCUGCUGAAGGUACCCUAUUUGUCUCUUUAGACUCAGCCCUUGUAUGCCUUUUUUGACAUGUUGGCAAUCAGACUGGCUGUGCAUGAGAGAACUACAACUGGUAUCAGCCUGUCUUACACUCAGUUCCACCAAGGAGUUUUGAAUAGAAGCAGCCUGCAUCUCACACACAUACACACACCCCCAGGACUUAAUGUUCACAACUGGAAGGACUGUGCUAUAUACUACUUGACCAGCAGCCCUUUUUUUUUUUUUUAAGUGCAGAGUAAGCCUCUACACUUACAUAUAUUUCAUCAUUUUCAGCACUUGAGACCCCUUCUACCAGAUCUGAAGGACUACAGAUUGAAAGCACUGUCCAUUCCUCUCUUCUGCAGUAAUACAGAGGUGACAGAAAUGUACCACUUCACCUUGACAAAAGACUAAAGGAAUGCAAGAAAAGUUUUCCACGGAACUUAGAAGUUACACUGACUUAAUAGCCUCACAGAACUAUUUGCCAGUGGGAGGCUUGUUGUCCUGCGUUGUGUCUGCAAGAUGGCUGGGCUCUCAGAUUCAAGGCCACUGAGUUUACUUCUGUUGAAACGCUAUUGCAUCAUCCAAAGUAUGCUAUUGGACACAAUUAUUCCAUUGAAAUGGAUUACAAGCUUCCUGAGUACAGGACAAACUUAACUCCUCAUGAUGUUUUUUCAGAAUACUUUUAUCGUCAAGAAAGUAACAGAUGCCAGCUGUUAGUGAACAGAUACUAAACUUUUUCAGUAUUAUGGGUCAUAUUGACAUCAGGUUUUGAUUGACCAGCAUCCAUUCCAUCUCUUUGUAGCAACUCUGUGAUGUUUCUUGGAACCACUUUUCCGUAUCUUCAGUCCACAUGAUUCAGACAGUCUGGCCCAACUUGAAGCUUCAUGGGUGGACAUGUAAUUCAGACCUGAUCAAUCAGCAUAGUCCAUUCUUUCACCAUAAAGAUUGGUUCUGGAAUGGUUGUGUGAUCCAAGUUGGUCCAGUGAUACUCAGCCCUAGGAGUUCUACUGAACUGUGGAGGAGAAGCUCAGAAGCUCUCUUUACUGAGGUUGCUUGGCUUUGUAGUAUGAAAAGCUCAAACCAACAGGGCCCACCAUAUCAAAUGAGCCAGAGAAUGAAGCCAGUGCAGAGCCAAAUGAUGGAGAGACUUGAGUCCUGAUGACAAUGUUUGUGCCCCUGGAUCCAACCGUGCCUGAAGCUAGUAUAUCCCUAUGGACUUUUCAGUUAUGUGAGCCAAUAAAUACCCUUUUUUGCUUUAA
Molecule: messenger RNA, 8709 nt
Organism: Mirounga angustirostris (Northern elephant seal)
Lineage: Eukaryota; Metazoa; Chordata; Mammalia; Carnivora; Phocidae
Gene: TUG1
Product: taurine up-regulated 1
Exons: 4
Coding region: 1-690 (229 amino acids)
Source: RefSeq, a predicted model, not a curated record